Molecule: messenger RNA, 604 nt
Organism: Triticum aestivum (bread wheat)
Lineage: Eukaryota; Viridiplantae; Streptophyta; Magnoliopsida; Poales; Poaceae
Product: DNA-directed RNA polymerases II, IV and V subunit 12
Exons: 3
Coding region: 186-344 (52 amino acids)
Biological process (GO): DNA-templated transcription
Cellular component (GO): RNA polymerase I complex; RNA polymerase III complex; RNA polymerase II, core complex
Molecular function (GO): DNA binding; zinc ion binding
Source: RefSeq, a predicted model, not a curated record
ACAAUCCUACGGUAGUCAGUGCAGAUGGCCUGGAUAGCCUCCGUAUCCCGCCGUCAUGCCAUACAGACUUGCCGGCGAAUCACGAAUCCCGUCCCAAGUUCAGUAGUACUCGCAUAGCCUUCUUCCCACCGAGCAGCCCCUCACGAACCCUAGCUUGCUAUAAACCCUACUCCUUCCCUUCCCCGAUGGAUCCGCAACAGCCGGAGCCUGUCAGCUAUCUGUGCGGAGAUUGCGGAGCUGAGAACACACUCAAGACAGGGGAUGUGAUCCAGUGCCGUGAAUGUGGUUACCGCAUCCUGUACAAGAAGCGCACCCGUCGGAUUGUUCAAUAUGAAGCUCGCUGAAGACAAGGAACAAACAUCAUUCACUGUUAAGUGUGUGCCCUGAGACAAAGCUACUACAAUGGAGAAAUGUAUUAGGCAGUACUCGCUCGUAGGUAGUAAUCUUUCCAUUGGACUUUGGCUUGAAGUGGUAAAAACUUGUCAAACGUGUAUUGAGAUUUUAGACAUUUGAGGAUUGAGAUUAUGCAUCUUUGAAAGCUGGAUUUUAAAAAAUGGUUAUUAUUGCUGUCGCCAGGAAUAAAGUGCCCUGUUGGUUGCACGCA